CUAAGCUGCAGCCUGCGGGCUCUCCUCCCAUAUCGGCCCAGUAAGCAGGGUGGAAGCUGGCUUCCUUUCCAGCUUGCCUAGGCUUGGUUCCAGCAGCACCGCUGUUUCUCCCAGCCCUAGGUGCUCGCCUUCCCUCCUCCCUUAGCAACUGGGAGUCUGUGGACGCCAUCAAGUAGCAACCGGGAGGCUGCAGGGAGCCCGGGUGAGGAAGGGCGGAGCCCAGCCCAGGUGCCCCGAGUCCCCGCCACUGCAGCGCAAAGCCACCGCUAGCCGCAUCUGCACCUGCAGCGGGGUCCGAAAAGGAUUCUGCAAAAAUGAGCCAUUCUCACCCCGCUGGAUUACUUGCAACAUAUAAUAGCCUCACGGAUAAACACCUGGCUGGUUAUUUUAACAAUACCAGGAUCAGGCGGCAUCUCCUAAGAUCCGGGCUGAUCACGAGAAGUGGGAGGAUACUUUCUGAAAAGGAAUACAAAGUUAACAACAUGAAACAGGAUCACCAAAAAUACAUCCGAGAGUGCUUAGCCCGGGCCAUUUUCCACAAGGUCCUUGAUAUGGAGCGCUACCGCCAGCUGGAAAUAAAACGGAAGCUGGAUGACUUAGCUCGGAGAGAGCGUAUUCAGAGGUUGAAGGGAGAACACACAAGACGAUUUAUUGAAGAUAACAUGCCCAUUCUGACUCCCCAUCCCCCAGCCGGCCCAAAGACUAAUCGUGGCCAUAGCGUUCUGGCUGAGGAAGGACGUUCUAGUCCAUUAACACUGACAGCCCCUCGACCGUAUACUGCCCCGGGAAAUAUGCAGCCUCCGGUUCGUCUGCAGCCUCUUCUCAGUAGUCGCCUAACAAGGAAUGGUUCAAAGAUAACUUCAGGGUCCAAACCCAAAGCCUUAUUGCUGGAAAGCGAAGCUCCAUUUCCUCUUGCGGGCAAGAAGGCCAUGAUGAAAUUCAGGAACUACAUGGACAAUUCCCAGAAGGAGGAUCUCUACCAACUUCCACACAUUAACAGUUACCAGAUACCUGUUCCCCCGACACCCCAGCCCCAAGCAAAGAGCUUUAGGGAGAACAGGUUGGAGGCUUGGAGGAGGAAGAGACUGCGUCCCAUCACGGCUCCCCAUGGCCUAGAGCCUCUCUUCACCAAGGAUCCAGGAAGGAUUUAUAAAACAGCACCACAUAGCAAUGCAGUUAUCACGAUGGUCUAUUUUGGUAAAAAUGUGCACGUAUCUUACGACGACAUAGACUUCCGAGAUGAAAUCAAGAUUUAUCAACAGCACUGUGGAGGAGAGAACCUUUGUGUCUACAAAGGGAAACUGCUUGAGAAAGACACCUUUCAGUUUAUCUCCAAGCGUCACCACGGCUACCCCUUCAGCCUCACCUUCUAUCUGAAUGGGAUUCAGGUGAACAGGAUCAGCUCCUGCUGUGAGUUCAAGCACCGCAGGAGCUCCCGCUUGGGAGGCAAGAGAGGCUACUUCGGGUUUGUGUGUGUGGAGAAGGCAUCUCCUUGCUACAGGUGCAUUAUUGCAAUGGGCCUUGACAGAAAACCAUCUUCAAUGAAACCUAAGAAGGAAAAGAUUGCUGAGAAAAAGGAGGAGUCACUGAAGAAGAAUCAGGGGAAACUGAGGAAGGACAGAGAGAAUGCACCAUCGAAAAGGAACGAGAUGGAGAGGAAAGAGUCCUCUGUCUCAGCCGCAUUUUCAGCUGAGGAAAUAAAAUUAGGGGUCAAAGAAGUGAGGACGGCUAUAGAGGAAAUGGAAUGGAAGGGCAGGAUAGGACACGGCGUCUGGGAAGAGGACCAGGACAACGCUGUUAAAUACGACUACGAAGAAGAUUUUGAAAUAGAUGAGUUAAAACAAGAUGAGAAGGAGGACGGAGAGGACCAGGAUGAUGACCAGAUGAGUAGAGGAACCAAGUCACCCACCGAAGGUGAAAAAGAUAAUGUAAACCCCGAAAAGGAGCUUGAAACCUCUUCAGAGAAGGCACUAGAUGCCCAUGACAGUGAGAACUUCGAGGAUACUGGAUGCUCAGACAGCGAAGAGGAUGACAGACAAGAUUUGAAAACCACGUCAUCAAUCUCAUCUAGAAGUCACCCCUACUCUAGUGAGAGUGAAGAUGAGUCUACGGAGGUGGGUGGGGAAGCUGACUCCAUAAACAGCGAAGGCGAAAGUUCCAAAAGUUCCUCUUCCCAGGAUCUGCAGGAAAACAAUGAUCCAGGAAAAUUACACUUACCAGCUGAGGAGUACUUGGGAACUGAGAUCGAAGAGCAAGAAAUCACAAAACUAGAUGGGGAGAAUGGCCCUUGGUUGACGGAGCUCAGCGGUACACAUGUUACCGAGGGAAAACCAACUAAGGGAACCCAGGCUUUAUUGGAGAGUGAACCCAAGGAGCCCAGGCAGGUUGCUUCUUCAGAGGUGAGGGCUAAGAGUGAGCUCCUGAAGGAAGCAGACCUCCCUUGGGUAGAAGAGGUCGGACAGAUAACAGGUGAAGCCCAGGAACCUGGUCACUGCCGCUCUAACACUUCACCUGGACCUAGUCCCACAGAUGAUGGGGUGACACCCAUGAGGAAACCAGAGGUCAACCUGGACAGAGUGGUAGAGGAAAAAGCAGUCCUCAGCUCAAAUGAGCUACCCAUGCAAGCUGCACAAGCGAUGCUCACACUGAAGGAAGGAGCCAUGGAGGAAGAUGAACCUUCCCAGUCUGAGGAUACUGAUGCCUCUGUGGGACUGAGGGAGAAAGCCGAGAUGGGGGAAGAUGGUACCUGCCGUCCCCAGGAUGCUGAUAUGGAUGGGGGACUGAGGGAGAAAGCCUCAAUGGAGGAAGAUGGUACCUGCUAUCCCCAGGAUGCUGACACGGAUGUGGGACUGAGGGAGAAAGCCGAGAUGGGGGAAGAUGGUACCUGCCAUCCCCAGGAUGCUGAUAUGGAUGGGGGACUGAGGGAGAAAGCAGAGAUGGAGGAAGAUGGUACCUGCUAUCCCCAGGAUGCUGACACGGAUGGGGGACUGAGGGAGAAAGCAGAGAUGGAGGAGGAUGGUACCUGCUAUCCCCAGGAUGCUGACACGGAUGUGGGACUGAGGGAGAAAGCCUUGAUGGGGGAAGAUGGUACCUGCUAUCCCCAGGGUGCUGACAUGGAUGGGGGACUGAGGGAGAAAGCCGAGAUGGGGGAAGAUGGUACCUGCCAUCCCCAGGAUGUUGACAUGGAUGGGGGACUGAGGGAGAAAGCAGGGAUUUCAAAGGUUCCUUUAGGGGAGAGGAGCCCUACAGGAGAGCAGCAGGCAUCAGCAGAAGAGGUCACAGAGACAGGGCAGUGCCCCCUGCGCAUAGCUAGUGAGGUGGAGGCAGGCACGGAAGGGAGUAGAAGGCAUGGGGAGGAACAGUUGAUCUCCAUAGAAAAGGUAGCAGCAGGAGCCUCUGUGUUUCUAAGUGUAGAGCAGGGAGUGGACAGACAGAGGGAUGAGGACCGGGACAGGCAGGCCUCGCUGCAGACAGGGAUGGAGAAAGGAAGAACAGUUUCUCAAGGGGAGCAAGAAUUGGAGAAGGCAGCCUUUACAGACAGCACAGGGCUUAGCUCAGAGACUCUCGGGGAAGCAGCCAUUCUGAAGGAAGCAGGGACUUCUGAAGUAAAGGAGGCAGAGAGGGAGAUGGGCUCCCCCAAACCAGAUGGAGACCACGGUAAAGAAGGAGCUCUUGCAGAGCGGGAAAUCAUGGGGCCUGUGGAGGACACAGGGCCAGAGAGAGAGGACGGUUCUGAAGAGGCAGCACUUGGGGGGGAGAGAGCAGCCAGAGGGCGGAAGGAAUUUCUGGAAGCAGAAACUCCCUUCAGCUCCUCAACAGGAGAGCCUCAAGCAAGCCCCUGGGAGGAUUUCCCAGGCAACCAUGAGGAACUCUGUAAGGAAGAUACAGUAAGGGAGGGAAUCAUCGCUGACACAGAAUCCACCGAGGAACGGGAUCUGAGAACAAUGUUCCCUGGGGAAUUAGCUGCGGCUGGAGGCAUGGAGAAAGCUGAGAGGCCCACACCACCUCUGGGGGAAACUGGAUCUGACAGAGAAGAGGAGACAGGGGCUGAGGUGCUGAAGACAGAAGACCUGUUAGAGCACAAAGUCAAAGGGGAAGAGGAGGGCACAGUGAGGGAAGUGGGUUUUGAGGAAGAGGCCUGUGCAUCCCCUCAUGAGACGGAGGCUGAUACUGAGAAUGCAGAACCCACAGGGGCAACUGAGUCGGGGGAGGUUACAAAGCUUCUGGAAGAGCUACCCGAAGAAAGAACCAUUACCUUGUUUGAAGCAACACCUCAGUUUGAGAAAUCACCGAAAGAGAGUGCAGCCACAGACACAGAACAUCAAGGAGGAGAAGAGUUGCCAGGCCAGGAGAGCGAGGCUCCGUGGCAUCAGGAGAGGGGGCUCAGUCAUGAUGGAGAGGGGCUGUUAGGAGCUCCUGGACCUCAGCCAGCAGACAAAGCACAGGGACCAGAGGGUAUUUUCACAGCCAGAGGUGAAGAGUGGGCUGCCGAGGAGCCGGACAGCCACGUGGAACCGGAGAGACUGGAGGAAAACGGGCCUUUGCAAGUACAAGGAGGGGACAUUAUGAGAAGGACCCAGGGAAAUCUUCCCGAGGAAAGGCUCACCAAGGCAGUGGUCUGUAGAGAAGCCGAGGUUGAGAAACCUCAGGGGGAAGGGGAAGGGGACAGGGAUAAAGAGUGCUCUCCAGGGACAGAGACUGACGGCCUGAUAGUGCAGAAUUGGAUCACGGGAGGAAGCACAGUCGAGGCUCAGGAGGAUCCACAAGAAGGAGAAAUCGAAGACUCUGCAGAGCGGAGAGAGGUGUCGGAGGAAUCGAAGUCAGCUGAUGGGAUCCCUAUGGCCUCCUCCUCUGCAGAUGCUCAGAAGGAAACGUGGGACAGAGCAGAUGAGGCUCUAGGAGAAACAGCCGAUGAAGAAAGGACCUUGACUGAAGACAUGACGCCAAGAACAGAGAAGGUAGCAGUGGUGGAGGAAGUGACAUCAGCAGGGGUUAUGGUAGAGACCCAACAGGAACAGGCUCCUGAAGUGCAGGACUCAAGGCUGGGGGAGUAUGGAGAGGGAGGGGAAGCAAAGGCUUCUCAGCACGCAGGUAUGGCUGGGGAGGAAACAGGGGCUACAAGAAAGGAUGAGGAACACCAAACUGGAGCAGCUGGCGAGUUCAGAGGAUCAGUGUCUCAGUCAGAGACAGCUUAGUUAGCAGAGUGUGUUGAAAGGCAGCACCUUCAAGGAAACUGGAUUUUUCUAGAGCCC
Rattus rattus (black rat) is the source of this 5252-nucleotide messenger RNA. RefSeq names its product glutamate rich 3 (gene Erich3). The coding region runs from base 315 to 5195 and encodes 1626 amino acids. NCBI's taxonomy places the organism in Eukaryota, Metazoa, Chordata, Mammalia, Rodentia, Muridae. The record is from RefSeq and is a predicted model, not a curated record. The transcript is spliced from 14 exons.